Messenger RNA from Mesitornis unicolor (brown roatelo), 2945 nucleotides. RefSeq names its product Rho guanine nucleotide exchange factor (GEF) 10 (gene ARHGEF10). The record is from RefSeq and is a predicted model, not a curated record. Gene Ontology annotation, molecular function: guanyl-nucleotide exchange factor activity. The annotation marks the transcript as partial. The transcript is spliced from 23 exons. Lineage: Eukaryota; Metazoa; Chordata; Aves; Mesitornithiformes; Mesitornithidae. Gene Ontology annotation, biological process: actin cytoskeleton organization; positive regulation of stress fiber assembly; mitotic spindle assembly. Gene Ontology annotation, cellular component: centrosome.
AUGGACACAGAGGAAUUCCCACCCCCACCACCAGAAGUUCUGGAGCAUGAACCAAAAGCCCUGGGUAUGAACGAUGACGAGGACGAGGGAGAACAGUUUGACUUUGACAGUGGAGAUGAGAUACCAGAAGCAGACAGGCAAGCCCUUGUGCCGCCUCCUCCUGACCCUGGAGAUAACACAGAGCACCAAGAGGCUAACGCCACCGGGGCCGAUAACUUAGAAAACAAUGAGAAGCUACGAACAUCAGCACCUCCUACGCAAGGCACUCCAGCCAAAGUAAACCCCUACUCAGUCAUAAAUAUUUCACCAAUCCAAGACAAGGAUCCAUCCUCAUCACCAGAACCAAGUCCGCAAGACGAAUGUGCAAGUCCAAACUUGUCCAGUGGAUAUUCUGUUCCUGUCCCCUGUGGCUAUGCUGUGCCAUCUAAUUUGCCUUUGAUACUGCCAGCGUACUCCAGUCCCGUCAUAAUACGCAGUGUUUCUGUAGAUGAAGAAGGUACACAGUCAGCAACUGAAGAAUGUCUUUAUAAUUCUGUAAACUCAGAGGAGCCUCAAAAUAGUGAAGAUAACCAGGCCAAGAGAGAAGAUGAUGCUCUGGCCAAGUGGGUUGCAGAUCCUGCAAAUACAGCAUGGAUGGAAAACCCAGAUGAAGUAAUUUACGAUGAUGUGCCAAGAGAAAAUUCAGACUCUGAACCAGAGGAAAUGAUUUAUGAUGAUGUUGAAAAUGGUGAUGAUGGUGGAAACAGCUCGCUGGAAUAUGGGUGGAGUUCAAGUGAGUUUGAAAGCUAUGAAGAACAGAGUGAUUCUGAGUGUAAAAAUGGAAUUCCCAGCUCGUUUUUGCGAGGCAACCAUAAGAGACAUCUUUCUCAUGACCUAACGCGUUUAAAGGAGCAUUAUGAAAAAAAGAUGAAAGAUUUGAUGGCAAACACUGUGGGAGCAGUAGAGAUUCAGCAACUAAAGCAAAAACAUGAGCUGAAGAUGCAAAAGCUUAUGAGAGCUGCUAGAGAAGGUACCAAAGAUGGGCUCGAAAAAACAAAAGCAGCCGUGAAAAAAGGUCGUUGUUUCAUUAGAACAAAAUCUUUUAUUUCUCAAGACCAUAGAUCAUCAUGUCUGGAAGAAGAAGAGAUAAAUUUGUUUAUCGAUGUCGACUGUAUGCAUACAGAAGCAAUUAUGACUCCUAUGCCUGAAGGAUUAUCACAGCAACAGGUUGUGAGAAGGUAUAUUUUGGGCUCUGUAGUUGACAGUGAGAAGAAUUAUGUGGAUGCUCUCAAAAGAAUCCUGGAGCAAUAUGAGAAGCCCCUUUCAGAUAUGGAACCAAAAUUAUUGAGUGAAAGAAAACUCAAAAUGGUCUUCUAUCGAAUUAAGGAAAUUCUUCAGUGCCAUUCAAUGUUUCAAAUUGCGCUGGCGAGUCGUGUAUCUGAGUGGGACUCUGUUGAAAUGAUUGGUGAUGUCUUUGUUGCUUCAUUUUCUAAAUCUAUGGUAUUGGAUGCAUACAGCGAAUAUGUAAACAACUUCAGUACAGCAGUAGGGAUUCUCAAGAAAAUUUGUGCCACCAAACCUGCCUUUUUAGACUUCUUAAAGCAGUGCCAGGAGUCAAGCCCCGAUCGAAUUACACUCUAUGGUUUAAUGAUGAAACCUAUCCAGCGCUUUCCACAGUUCAUUCUACUACUGCAGGAUAUGUUGAAGAACACUAAUAGAGGACAUCCCGACAGGUUGCCUCUACAGAUGGCUCUUACAGAACUCGAAACACUGGCAGAGAAGUUAAAUGAAAGGAAAAGGGAUGCAGAUCAGCGCUGUGAGAUAAAACAAAUAGCAAAAGCAAUGAAUGAACGUUAUCUGAACAAGCUACUCAGCAGUGGAAACAGAUACCUCAUACGGACUGAUGAUAUGGUUGAGACCGUUUACAAUGACAAAGGAGAAAUUAUCAAAACCAAAGAACGACGACUUUUCAUGUUAAAUGAUGUGCUGAUGUGUGCUACAGUAAACAUUCGCUCUUCCUACGAAAGCAGUGGCAAUGUGACAACAGGCCAGAGGUAUUUAUUGAAGUGGAGCGUACCGCUGGGACAAGUGGAAGUCAUAGAGUACGGCAGCAGUGAGGGCCAAGGAGACAACUGCAGGUUUCCACCCCAACACUCUGCUGAAAAUGUCGUCAUUAAUUCUAAGCCAAACAAGCUCUAUAUGGGACCAGGGCAACUGUACCAUGAUCUGCAGAACCUUUUGCAUGACUUGAAUGUAGUUGGUCAAAUUAGUCAAUUAAUAGGCAGCCUUAAAGGAAACUAUCAGAACUUAAACCAAUCUGUAGCCCAUGACUGGACCUCAGGUUUACAAAAACUGAUUUUGAAAAAAGAAGAUGAAAUCAGAGCGGCAGAUCGCUGUAGAAUUCAGCUGCAACUCCCAGGAAAACAGGACAAGUCUGGGCGGCCAACUUUCUUUACAGCUGUGUUCAAUACAUUUACCCCUGCCAUCAAACAGUCUUGGAUCAACAAUUUACAAAUGGCUAAACUGGCCCUUGUGGAGGAUAACCUGUUAGGUUGGUUCUGUGUCGAAGACGAUGGAAAUCAAAUUAAAAAGGAGAAACAUCCUCUUCUUGUUAGACACGUGCCAGUGAUGAUGGCCAAGCAACAGGAGUUUAAGGUUGAAUGUGCUGCUUAUAAUCCUGAACCAUACCUGUCUGGUGAAACGGAGUCAGACUCCUGUGCCAUGGAACAUGGUUUUCUUUGGAUUGGCAGUUGUACUAAUCAAAUGGGCCAGAUUGCAAUAGUCUCAUUUCAAAGCUCCGGCCCCAAGGUUAUUGAGUGCUUCAAUGUGGAAUCACGGAUUCUCUGCAUGGUCUACAUACCAGAGGAGGAGAAACUGAAAGAGCGAAAUAAGGCUCUCGACUCUGAGAAUGUUCUUGCAAAAGCUUCUAAUGUGCCUACUAUUUGCCUUGGCAUGGAAGAAGGAAG